Molecule: messenger RNA, 674 nt
Organism: Cyanistes caeruleus (blue tit)
Lineage: Eukaryota; Metazoa; Chordata; Aves; Passeriformes; Paridae
Source: RefSeq, a predicted model, not a curated record
CCCCCAGCGCUGAGCUCCUGCGGGUUGGACCUGGAGACCCCGACGCUGUUCCGCGGUGACCCCGGCGGCGCUUUCGGCGCCAGCGUGGCCCAGUUCGGCACCGGCGACGACGGAUGGCUCCUGGUCGGGGCCCCCCUGGAUCGCGGCGACUCCGACUCCGGCGCCGUUUACGGCUGCGGCUUCCGCUCCGGAAAGUGCCGGAAACUUCCGCUCACAGGACCACCCGGAGCGGUCAAUUCCUCGCUGGGGUUGGCGUUGGCGGCCGGAGAGGACGCGGCGUUGGUGUGUGGCCCCACCUCCCCCCAGGUGUGCGGGGUCAAUGUCCACCUCAACGGCUUCUGCGUCCAGCUGGACUCCGCCCUGCGGCCGGUCCGGAGCCUCCCGGAGAAAUUCCCAGAGUGUCCGAAGCUCUCGCUGGACAUCGCCUUCCUGGUGGACGGCUCGGGCAGCAUCGCCAGCAGCGACUUCGAGACCAUGAAGAGCUUCAUCGCCGAGGUCAUGCGGCGCUUCCGCCGCGCCGACGCCCAGUUCUCCCUCACGCAGUUCUCGAACGCGAUCCAGACCCACUUUGACUUCCGGACCUUCCGGAACAUUCUGGACCCCGCCCGGCUCCUCCGGAACGUCCGGCAGCUCCGCGGCCCCACCCACACGGCCACGGCCAUCCGGACAGUGCU